AUGUAUCAGUUUCGACGAUUAAGUCAAAAUCAAUUAUGCUCUAGUUUUCUGUACACAGUGAUUGUCAUUCUUGUUAUAUCGUUGAUAACAAUACUUGUACUACUAUUAUGGUAUCUUCUUGCAUCUAUGCAUUCUGGUCACCGACAGAACACUUGUCCACCGAAUCCAUGUGUGUCAACAACGUUGACAAAUGUGAAUACAACACAAACUUAUACGAUAAGUUCAACAUCGAGCACGUCCUUUUCAUCAGCAAGUAUUCUAUCAACCGAGUCAGUUACAAGUAAAAAACGUACUUACAAAGAAACGUGCGAUCACUUAUUUGAUUGCUAUAUUGAAUCUGGGCUACUGUGUGUCUACGGAUGGAACGAAAUGAAGCAGUGUUUAUGCGAAGGAUCUCAUUAUUGGUCUGUUCAACGCAAUAAGUGUCUUCGAAAGGGUGGGAUGAAUGAUUCAUGUAAUCUGGACUAUGAAUGUCAUCGAGAAAUUGGUUUCGUUUGUGAGAAACUACCGAACGUAGCGACGAAAACAUGUAUAUGCGCAGCGGAUAUCUAUUGGGCGAAGGACUCCAAUUGUGGGCAUACAAUGAUACAACACAUUGUCGAUUGCAUAGACGAAACUUAUGCAACAAAUUGUUUAGUUCUUGGAAUGAAUGGUAUUUACCAUAUGGUUACUAUUCGAUCAUUGACAACGAAAGAACUUGCAUUCGACUGGUUCCUGAUCGAUAAUCGAAUGUUAUCCGACUUACCGCAAUUAAGUUGUGCAUUUAACAACGAAACAAGAUAUUGUUUUGGGUUGAGUACUCAAGACACUGAACACUCUCUCAAACUUGCCCAAUUUACGCGAACAGGUUUUCAUGGUAUCGAAAAUCUGGCUGGUGCAAACAUUGGCACAGCCUUUGGUUUAGCAGAUAAAGACAGUGUUAGCGUCUAUGUUCGUGAUGAUCAAAACGUUCUUUAUCGUCGCUAUAUUAUUGAUGAUGAACUUUCAUCUGUUUAUUACAUUGCGCCAUCCGUAACUGGUGAUCCUACGUGUUAUAUUCAGCAAGUAUCCUCUACUCGUCAGCUGUUCUGCUUUGCUCGAAAUCAAAUUCAUGGACUAAGUGAAUAUGCAGAACUAUCAUUAAAUACUUGGCGAGUGACACCAUUAGGCUACGAAACGGAUCGAAUUCUAAGCGCAGCAGCGCCAGUAUGCAGUUAUGUUGGAUCUGUACAUCGAUAUUGCUUUGAUAUUUUUGAAAAUGAACAAAUCUACCGAAUAUUGUACACUACGAACGGUUGGAGUACAUGGCAAAUGAUUGGUAACGGACAACAGCAAUUUCUAAAUCCACCGGUAUUUUUCACAUCGAAACUACAGAAUGCAUCAGACGCUGAUCAAACAUGCUAUCUGAUAGCGAUCGAUAGGAAUUCUCAAUUGCAACUUUCAAUGAACUCUAACUGUGCUGCGUUCGAUAACUUUAGUUUCUGGAUACCAAUCGAAAGCAAUCGGAAAUUUAAACAAUUCGAUAAAGUAUUUCGCUUACGUGACGGCACUAUUGGUGUAUUAGGUAUUGAUGAACAAAAUCUAGCUUACUAUAUCUAUCUCGAUCUGGACACACGUAGUUUCACAUUAUCACAACCAGCACUAACAGUAAAGCCAGUACAAUUUCGUCCUUGA
Messenger RNA from Adineta ricciae, 1653 nucleotides. The record is from the annotation of a GenBank genome assembly. Lineage: Eukaryota; Metazoa; Rotifera; Eurotatoria; Adinetida; Adinetidae.